Hydractinia symbiolongicarpus is the source of this 1639-nucleotide messenger RNA. RefSeq lists its product as uncharacterized. The record is from RefSeq and is a predicted model, not a curated record. Gene Ontology annotation, molecular function: 3'-5' DNA helicase activity; four-way junction helicase activity; ATP binding. Gene Ontology annotation, cellular component: nucleus; chromosome; cytoplasm. The transcript is spliced from 2 exons. Gene Ontology annotation, biological process: double-strand break repair via homologous recombination. NCBI's taxonomy places the organism in Eukaryota, Metazoa, Cnidaria, Hydrozoa, Anthoathecata, Hydractiniidae. The coding region runs from base 297 to 800 and encodes 167 amino acids.
UGUAUGCGUGACGUUUUCGAUCGAAGAUGGUGUUCUAGUGGCGGGAGGGUACUUUAGCCAGCGCUACCUAUAGCUACACUGUAAAAUUACAGAGUAAAUACAACCCUUAAUGGCUUUCUAGUCAUUUUGUGGUGUAUGAUACAUAUAGUAUUGUAUAGUGGAAACAAUCCACUAACUAUAGGUUUUUGUGAUUUUCUGGGAUAGCCACUUUAAAUGUUUAUUAUUAUUCUUAUUUUAAAUAUUAUAGAAUAGAAUUUCUAAAUUUUACAUCUACGUCAAAAAUAACAGAUGAUGCGAUGGAACCCUUCGCCAUUUUGGAGAAAAUUCAAAGAUCUCUGGAGUGUCGAAAUUUUCCUGACCUUACCUUUAAACCCAAACAAGUCAAGUGCUUGGAGUCCAUAGUAAGAGGACAGGAUGUCAUUGGGGUGUUUUCAACAGGAUAUGGGAAAUCUUUAAUUUUUCAACUGUUACCAGAUGUCAUGAGAAACAAAGACGAAAAAUCUUCAAUUGUCAUUGUAAUCACUUGUUUAAACGCAAUUAUGGAAGAUCAAGUGAAUUUUCUGAAAAAAGUAGGAAUGACUUGCUACAUCCUACGUGACUUAAAUUUUGAGGAGAAUGCUGUACAGACGUUGUUUGAGGAUAUCUGUCUGAGUGAUAAAACAGAAGAUGUCUUACCAUCAUUUGUAUUGGAUGGUCAUUGUGACUUCCUAUUUUGCCAUCCAGAGGCUAUAUUGAGUGAGAGAGGAAGAACUUUGAUGAAAACGAAAAUUUAUCAAAAAAAUGUCAAAGCUUGUCAUUGAUGAGGCUCACUGCUUGGACACCUGAUGCUGUGAUGAUACAUUUUUGUGAGAAGUAAAUGCUGGGUAUGAGAGAUGAGAUAUUUGCGAUUGUACUUGGUAUUCUUAAUUUAACUUUCUGAUUGAUAUGGUCAACUUGAUCUUCACUUAAUAGUCUUGAUUGAAAUACAAAUCUGUCUUUAUGGUACACAGACUUAUCAUAUUCCACUGUUGAAUUCUGUGAUGUGCUUCCUGCUUUUUCAUAAACCAGUUGUUUUUUUGGUGACACUAUAAAUCAAGAUAGUAAAUUUGAAGAAUAUAUAUAAAAUAUAAAAAAGUAUACAUGUAUAUGCAUAGUAUAUAUAAAAAAGAUAUAUGUAAUUUUUAAAACAUAGGUAAGAAAGAAUGUAUAUUUUACCUCUGAGUUUCUUUGUGGUACAUUUUUGUUCUGGUGACGAUAUUACCCUUUUCACACUUUAAUUUUUCCGAAAGCUUAUCUGUGCAUUCCGACACAAAAUCUUAAAUUGUACAAAGUUUUCAAUUUUUCUUUCACAUUUACGACAGAUUAUAUCAUUUAUGUUAUCAGUUUGCACAAUUGUGAUACCCACAGUGCCUUGUAUUUUCUCUUGAAGUUGUUUUGAUGUUCCAAUAUUUCCAAAAAUUUGACUAAAUCGUUUUAAGUCAGUCUCAGCACACAGUCUACACACUUUAUCACAUCCACUAUAAACUUUAUGUGGUGUGAUAUUUUCUUUCCCUUUGCCUAAAAACAAAGAUUUAUAUUAGUUGUUAUUUUUUGUAUAUAUAUAUUUCCUUUUAUUUAUACAGCUAGCUAUACUUUAUUUCCUAAAAUAUUUUUUAAUGCU